Molecule: messenger RNA, 1997 nt
Organism: Clupea harengus (Atlantic herring)
Lineage: Eukaryota; Metazoa; Chordata; Actinopteri; Clupeiformes; Clupeidae
Product: tripartite motif-containing protein 16-like
Exons: 6
Coding region: 62-1726 (554 amino acids)
Molecular function (GO): zinc ion binding; protein binding
Source: RefSeq, a predicted model, not a curated record
AUGAAACAGAAACUGAACUCUCACACUGUUAUCUCCCUGUGUGUGAUCGUGGCUGUGAGAAAUGGCAGAAUCUUCGACCCAAAGACAGGAUUCUUUCACUUGUCCAGUUUGUCUGGAUCUAAUAAAGGAUCCAGUUGCCGUUCCAUGUGGACACACUUAUUGUCUGCGCUGUAUUAAAGGUUGCUGGGAUCAGGAAGAUGGUAAAGGCAUUUACAGCUGCCCCCAGUGCAGACAGACAUUUAGGCCAAGACCUGUUCUCGGUCGAAACAUUCUGAUUGCUGAAAUGGUGGAGGAAUUUAGGAAGACCAGAAUCCAAACUGAUGUUCCUGCUCACUGUUUUGCUGGACCUGGAGAUGUGGAGUGUGACGUCUGCACUGGGACAAAACUCAAAGCUGUGAAGUCCUGUCUGGAAUGUCUGGUGUCAUACUGUGAAACUCACUACAAAGCUCACAAUGAACUUAAUCCUGGACGGAAACACAAGGUGAUUGAUGCCACAGGCCAGCUACAGGACAGGAUCUGCUCUCAUCAUGAGAAGGUUUUUGAAAUAUUUUGUCGAACCGAUCAGAGUUGUAUCUGCUAUCUGUGCACAAUGGACGAACAUAAAGGCCAUGACACAGUCACUGCUGCAGCAGAAUGGACAAACAAACAGAGGCAGUUGGGGCAGACCCAGAGGAGAUUCCAGCAGAGAAUCCAUGAGAGAGAGAAGGAGCUGCAGGAGCUGAGGAAGUUUGUGGAGAUUCUCAAGAGCUCUGCACAGACAGCAGUGGUGGACAGUGAGAAGAUCUUUGCUGAGAUGAUCCGCUCCAUUGAGAGAAGGUGCUCUGAGGUGAAAGAGCUGAUCAGAGCUCAGGAGAAGGCUGAGGUGAGUCGGGCCAAAGGACUCCUGAAGCGACUGGAGCAGGAGAUUGCUGAGUUGAAGAGGAGAGAUGCUGAGCUGGAGCAGCUUUCACUCACAGAGGAUCACAUCCAUUUCCUCAAGACAUUCCAGUCGGUCAGUGAGACAACUGAGUCUUACGACUUAUCCUACAUCUCUGUGAACCAAGGCCUCUCUUUUGAGGCUGUGAAGAAAUCUGUCUCCUCACUAAAGACGCAGCUGGAGAAUUUCUGCAAGGAGGAAGUCAUGAAGAUAACUGCAUCAGUGACUGAAGUCCAGGCUAUUUUGCCUCCUGAAUCUACAACCAGAGAGGAUUUCCUACAAUACUCCUGUCACUUCACACUGGAUCCAAACACAGCACACAGAAAGCUCCAUCUGUCUGAGGGGAACAGGAGGGUGGAGAUGAGAGCUGAGCUCAAGUCAUAUCCUGAUCAUCCAGAGAGAUUUGAUAAGUGGCCUCAGGUGCUGUGUAGAAAGGGUGUGUCUGGACGCUGCUACUGGGAGGUUGAGUGGAGUGGGGUGUGGGUUAGUAUAGCAGUCUCAUAUAAAAGCAUCAGCAGGAAAGGAGUGGGUGAUGAGUGUGUGUUUGGAGGUAAUGAUCAGUCCUGGAGUCUGGGCCUCUCCCACAGCAGCUCCCUUUUCUGGCACAAUAAACAACAGACUAAACUCCCUCUAGUGGCCAGUUCCAGAAUAGGAGUGUAUGUGGAUCACAGGGCAGGAACUCUGGCUUUCUACAGCAUCUCUGACACAAUGACCCUCCUGCACAGAGUCCAGACCACAUUCACUCACACACUCUACCCUGGGUUUGGGUUUGGGUUUUUUAAUUAUGGAUCAUCAGUAAAGCUGUUGUGACUGAGAUGUACAGAUGUUGAAUCCAGACUACAUUCACCCAGCCUCUUUACCCUGGGUUUAGGGUUAGACAUUAGAUCACCAGUGAAGGUGUUGUGACUCUGCGGUGGAGCGCUGGGGUGACCCCACGUAUUGGCAGGUGUACCGCACUGGUGUGGUGGUGGUCUGGGAAGAAAACAAUGCUCUGCAGACGACAUCUGAGGCCAAACUUAGAAUUUAUUUACAACCCAUGAUGAAUAAAGUGGAAAUAAAAAGAGAAAGAAGCAAUUUGUUA